CGCAACCAGCCUCCCAACUUGAAACUCUAGUUGAAGAGGUCGAUCAAGGAAGCUGCUGCUGCUCCUGCUCCUGCUGCACAAGUAGGCAGUCUUCUCGUACUCGCUCGUAUCCUGGUGCGACAGGGCGACAGGCGAGCCACCUCAGCUAGAAUACGUUUGCCGUCGCACUUGCUUUCUUCUCAUUUCCCUCGCGCAUUGCACUCCAAGCGGUCAUAUCUUACUGAUCAUUGACUACAGGAGACCCUUACGGGGAGGAGGAAACCCACACUCCCAUGAUGCAUCCCCACCAAUUAGAUGCCCGGUCUCCGUCACCGGGUCGGCCACUGAAUACCUAUCAGUUGACCGACAACCCGUAUCCACAAGAGCAUCUGGAGAUGCCCUCUAGCGACCGACUAGCCGAGCAACCGACAUACUCGGUCGAACGACUGCCCAACUCCUAUGGUCACAAUGAGGCCUACGAGCACCACCAACCGCAGGCUUACCCCGGCUAUGAAUAUUCGAUCGAUCCCGAAGCACAUCACGAUGCGUACUACACUCAGCCCUACCACCCAGCGGUGACACCGGCGCACGACGAUGAUUACGAUCUCGGACAAUACCCGGAGCAUCAACCGCAGCAUCAGCACACGUACAGCGACGACCAUGUACCCAUCCUGCAGCCGGACAAUCCGUUCGGGCCGGACCCGUACAGCGACGAAUACGAAGAGGAUCCUACGCUGGCCCCGACCCAUUCGCCCAGUCCGGUGCCCGUGCGACGAUGGAAGACCGUGAAGGAGGUCCAGUUGUUUAACGGGAACCUCGUGCUGGACUGUCCGAUUGCCCCCAAGCUGCUCAGCCAAGUGCCGCACGCCGAACCCCCGGGCCGCGACGAGUUCACCCACAUGCGCUAUUCCGCCGCCACGUGCGAUCCGGCCGACUUCUUCGAGGAGCGCUUCACGUUGCGUCAGAAGCUGUUCGCCAAGCCCCGACACACGGAGCUCUUCAUCGCCGUCACCAUGUACAACGAGGAUGACUUCCUGUUCGCCCGCACGAUGAUUGGUGUCUUCAAGAACAUCGAGUACAUGUGCUCGAGGACGAGCAGCAAGACCUGGGGCAAGGACGCCUGGAAGAAGAUCGUGGUCUGCGUGAUCAGCGACGGUCGUGCGAAGAUCAACCCCCGGACGCGCGCGGUGCUAGCCGGUCUGGGUUGCUACCAAGACGGCAUUGCCAAGCAGCAGGUCAACGGCAAGGAUGUGACGGCGCACAUCUAUGAGUACACGACCCAGGUGGGGCUGGAGUUGAAGGGCACGCAAGUGCACCUCAAGGGCCGCACCGGGGUUCCCGUGCAAAUGAUAUUCUGUCUGAAGGAGAAGAACCAGAAGAAGAUCAACUCGCAUCGGUGGUUCUUCCAGGCCUUCGGGCGCGUGCUGGACCCCAACAUCUGCGUCUUGCUUGACGCCGGUACCCGUCCUGGCAAGGACUCGAUCUACCAUCUCUGGAAGGCGUUUGAUGUCAACCCCAUGUGCGGCGGUGCCUGCGGAGAGAUCAAGGUCAUGUUGGACAAGGGCAAGAAGCUGCUUAACCCGCUCGUCGCGGGACAGAACUUCGAAUACAAGCUCAGUAACAUUCUGGACAAGCCGCUGGAGUCGGCGUUUGGAUUCAUCAGUGUCUUGCCCGGUGCGUUCUCGGCCUACCGGUACGUGGCGCUGCAGAAUGAUAAGAACGGACAGGGUCCGUUGGAGCGCUACUUCGCCGGCGAGAAGAUGCACGGUGCCAACGCCGGCAUCUUCACGGCCAACAUGUACCUGGCCGAGGACCGGAUCCUCUGUUUCGAGUUGGUGUCCAAGCGCAACUGCCGCUGGCUGCUGCAGUACGUCAAGUCGUCCACGGGCGAGACGGAUGUGCCCGAUCGCAUGGCGGAGUUCAUCCUGCAGCGGCGUCGUUGGCUGAACGGUAGUUUCUUCGCGGCGGUCUACGCCAUUGCCCACUUCUAUCAGCUUUGGCGGAGCGAUCAUAGCUUUAUGCGCAAGUUCAUGCUCUUGAUCGAAUUCAUCUAUCAGACGAUCAAUAUGCUUUUCGCAUGGUUUGGCAUUGGCAAUUUCUUCUUGGUCUUCAAGAUUCUCACCUCGUAUCUGGGCGACUCGUCGCUCCUAGGCACGGUGGGAAAGAUUCUUGGCGUGGUCUUCGAGUGGCUCUACCUGGCAACAUUGGUAACCUGCUUCGUCCUCGCGUUAGGUAACAGACCCGGUGGGUCCAACAAGUUCUAUAUGACGAUGGUCUACUUCUGGAUUUGCAUUAUGAUCUACCUGGCAUUUGCGGCGAUCUUCGUGACCGUGAAAUCGAUCGAGGAGCAGGUCAAGGACAACAGCUUCACCUUCUCCGACCUCUUCACCAAUUACCAGUUCUUCUCGAUCAUCGUCUCUCUCGGCUCCACAUAUGUGAUGUGGUUCCUGGCCUCCUUCAUCUUCCUCGACCCCUGGCACAUGUUCACCAGUUUCAUCCAAUACAUCCUCCUCACGCCCACCUACAUCAACGUCCUGAACAUCUACGCCUUCUGCAACACCCACGACAUCACCUGGGGCACCAAGGGCGACGACAAGGCCGAGAAACUGCCGUCCGCCAACCUGAAGCCCGGCGGCAAGGUCGACGUCAACAUCCCCCAGGACGACGGCGAUCUCAACGCGCAGUACGAAGCCGAGCUGGCCAAGUUCGCCACCAAGCCCCCGAAGGAGGUACCCUCCGUCUCCGAAGAGGAUCGGCAGGCCGACUACUACAAGGGUUUCCGCAGUGCGGUCGUCCUGGCCUGGGUGUUCUGCAACUUCGCCCUGGCGGCGGUGGUGCUGAGCGCCGCGGGGCUGGAGACCUUCGACAGCGACACGGAUGCGACGCAGAACAAGCGCUCCACAAUCUAUAUGUCUGUUGUGCUGUGGAGUGUGGCCGGACUGUCCAUCUUCAAGUUCAUCGGGGCGAUGUGGUAUUUGGUUGUACGGAUGGUAUGUCUUCCCCCCACUCUGUCUUCCUGUUAUCAUCAUGACACAAGCUAACCUUGGCGUGUAGUUCCGCGGAGAGUAAACGAUGGGAACGGUUAGUUUUGGAGAGCGAGCCAAUUUCGAUGUCGAUGCCGAUGUGGCGGGGUCUGUCUGUCCCGAUAACCCCUAAGAGAAUUUGGGCGUGAUCGCCCGCGGGCGAGAGGGGCGUAG
Molecule: messenger RNA, 3176 nt
Organism: Aspergillus brunneoviolaceus CBS 621.78
Lineage: Eukaryota; Fungi; Ascomycota; Eurotiomycetes; Eurotiales; Aspergillaceae
Gene: chsA
Product: chitin synthase class I
Exons: 4
Coding region: 273-3020 (915 amino acids)
Cellular component (GO): cell septum; cell periphery
Molecular function (GO): chitin synthase activity
Source: RefSeq, a predicted model, not a curated record